AUGCCCCCAUCCCGCCCUCCCAUCGAGCUCUUCUCCGCUGAGUGGGCAGCAAUCCAUGUCGCCGCCCCGCCUCUCCCUCCAACUCACCCUCUCCUCCUCGACCCCACGCGCCUCCUCACGCGGACCUUUCACCCUCGCACGCCGACCGACGAGCAACGGCUGAUCGACUACCACUCCUACUUCCACUCUCAGAUUGCUGCGAUGUGUAACGAGAUCAGCGUCCGCCUCGAAGGCGAGGCGACUGUGCAUGGGAUAGGACCGGACAAGGACUUUUUCCGCCAAGUCGUCGAGACGCUCGAGCGGGCGUUCAGUCGGACCGACGACCGUCCGGCGGUCCUCAUGAGGGCGAGGGGUUUGCAGUCCAAGUUGCGUUGGGACAUUGAGAGGUUCCCGAACGCUCCGACGAGGUGGCGUACGGUCGAUGCGUUCGUCCUCGAGGUCUUGAGCACCUUCCAUGCUGGAGUCCUUGGGGGACACAUUGAGCCUACCUACCUUUGGACCUACGUCGCCCCUCUUCGCUUCAUCCACAUCGACAUCUCUGCCUGGGUCGUCUACUGCACCAACCCAUCCAGCGACUCCUGGAAGACCACCUGGCAGCAGUUCGAGCAAACCCACGGACCGGCCGCGCAAGCGCAGAGGGAGAUUGGGAAGGAACGGUUUGUACCGAGGGCGAGGAGGUUCUGA
Molecule: messenger RNA, 684 nt
Organism: Rhodotorula toruloides NP11
Lineage: Eukaryota; Fungi; Basidiomycota; Microbotryomycetes; Sporidiobolales; Sporidiobolaceae
Exons: 4
Coding region: 1-684 (227 amino acids)
Source: RefSeq, a predicted model, not a curated record